AUGCGAUUAAAUCGUAAAUCAUUAGCUAUUAUAUCAUGGACCAAUGUUUCCAAAGAUGCUGUAAUGAAUCGUAUUAAACGAGAAUUCUCUCUAGAAAACAUCCAAUAUAUUUGUGUUGGUAAAGGAAUCAGUGAAAAAGAUCAUCAACAAACUUUAGAGGUACAAAUUAUUUUUAAAGAAAAAGUCAAUAAGAAAACGCGAUUUCUCGAUGGAAUUACUCAAACAUGUUGUAAUUAUCAAGUGACAAAGAAUGUUCUUGCAUGGAAUGACUAUAUUAAAAAAGAUAUAAACUGUCUUGAAUUUGGUCAAUUUGAAUCGACAACAUCUCAUGGAUGUAAAUAUUCGUCAUCACUCUCAUUAUCAACAACUGCAGCAAAAGCAGCAGCAGCAGCAGCAUCAGAAGCGAUACCCGAAGCAACAGCACAAGCAGCAAAAAAAGCAAUAGCAAAAGCAGUAGCAGUAAAAGCGAUAGCCGAAGCAACAGCACAAGCAGCAAAAAAAGCAAUAGCAAAAGCAACAGCAGCAGAAGCGAUAGCAAAAUCAACAGCAAAAGCAGCAGCAGCAGCAGUAGCAGAAAAAAAUGCCGUCUCUAUUUCUAUUCCAUUCGAUCAGAAUCAACCAUUAGUUCUAAAAAGAAAAACAACGGUAGAAGCACAAGCAGAAAAAAGAUGUAAAUAUAGUAAUGAAAUAGCGGAACAAUCACUUGAACUAGCACAAACAAGUAUGCUUUUAAAUAAUGAAUCUAUUGAUAAAAUUCACCAGUAUCAACAAAGAUCUGAAUACUAUUAUUCACUAAUUUGA
Molecule: messenger RNA, 801 nt
Organism: Rotaria sordida
Lineage: Eukaryota; Metazoa; Rotifera; Eurotatoria; Philodinida; Philodinidae
Source: the annotation of a GenBank genome assembly